AUGAAGCCGUAUAAUAUUAUUACUUGUGCUAUUAUAGCCAUUAUUUGUAUAUUGAGCGUACAAGGCUUACCAAGCUCAAACAGAUACAAACCAGUCGUCAAUCUAAACCCAGAAAAACAAAAUGUAACAGAGAAGCCAGUUGAAGUAAGAAAAAGUUCCCUCUUUCCGAAGAAUAGCAAAAAAUAUGUAGUAACGGAAAGUCCAAUGCCCGGGACGACGUCAUCUUAUUUGUACAAGUACUUUAUGGUGAAGCGGCCUUUGAUGCUUAAGUUUGCGCCUACAGCCAGGCCAUUCCUUAAAAACGAUCAAACCGUAAAACACCAACCUUUUAUGAAAGAUGUUAAAUUCAUCGUAUCGACUCCUGCACCGUGGGAAAGAAAUUCAAAGAAAAACAACGAAGCAAGCCAUCCGAUUCAUAUAAAGGCUAAUGAUACAAAACAGAACAGUGACUCCGAAACCGUACAAAAGGAGCCCACUUCAGAGCAACCACGUGUGAGCACGACUGAGGAAGUGCCAGUUUUAGCUAAUAAGGAUUCUGGCGAUACUCAACCUCAAAAUAAUAAGACAAGCGAAGUUAUAAUUUUGCCAAUUAAUCUUAAUGAUUUAAAAGCAAAUCCUAACGCAAUAGCUGAGGAAGUCAAAGACAUUGUAGAUUUUAUGAACAAAAUUCACUCCAAGAAAAACAAGACAACAGACGGAAGCUCUUCAAUUCAACCGGAACACGAUACAAUGUUAGAAGCUUCUUCAACAGAAUCAGUUACUAGCUUAAAUCCUGAAACAACUACUACCAAACCAACCACAGUCCCAAUGACAGCAGAUCCUGCAUCAUACAUGACUACAAUUAAUAAGUCAUCAAUACCUGAGAGCAACAAGCUACAAGAUAGUUCACCACAAAAUUUAAAUCAAAAUCCAGAUGAUGAUGUCGAAGAUAUUAUGUAUCGCAUACCCAAAAAUGAUUCACAAGUACCAGAAGUAUAUGGCACAACACAAAAUUUAUUGCCAGAAUCAACUAACAAUGAAAUGACAAAAAAUCCUUUACAAGAGGGAAGUAAUAAUGUAACAACGGAAAAGUCAUUACCAGAGAUGAUUAUACUGCCAGUAAAUGUAGAUGAAAUAAAUAGUCACCCUGAAAAUAUAGCAGAAGAAAUCAAAAACAUUAUGAAUGAAAUUAACAUGAUACACGCACAAAAUGGAUCAGAUGACAAGUCUACUAAAAGUUCGCCAGAGCCGGUAACUGAAGUGACUACUAAAACACCAGAACCGUCUUUUAUCACUGAGCCAACUACAAUUUACACUUCGCCAAAUCCUGAAAAUAAUUUAACGAGAGAAGUGCUACCGGAAAUCCUUUACAUACCUGUAAGCCUUGAAGAUCUUAAACCAAUUUCUGAAAAAACGACUGAAAACAUUAUAUCAAGUACUGAGGCUGCCGUAUCUGAAAAAAAUAACAGUUUUGAGAGUCCGAUAACAACAGAAAAUAAUAAAAGUAACCAAGAAUCCUCGACCACACCAUACAGUGAAACUUCGACAGGUACAACACGUGAUAAAACAACAUUUUCAACAACACAAAAAUCCUUACCAGAGGUAGAAAACGACACAACAACUGAAAUUAUACCUCACGAUAUUGUAUACAUACCUGUAGACUUGAAUGAACUUAGAUAUCAUCCUGAAGUAAUAGCAAAUGAGAUUAAUGAUAUUGCUAAUGAUAUUAAUAAGACUCAGCCUAAAACAGGAAAUGUAAUAUCAGACCAUAAAGACAAUAAAUCUUCCGAAAGCUCUACAAUUAAGCAAGAAAGUGAGGUUACUAGUGACUAUUCUAUACCAACACAAGUAAGUGAAACUACAUCAGCAUUUACUACGACCGAGUUUACCACCCAAGAGACCACCGAAAGUUCCUCGACCAGUGAGAUAACUACAGAAAUAACCUCAACACAUUCGGAAUCUACUUUGGCGACUCAAAACACUACACCUGACGUUGUUUUAUAUAUUCCUGUAAAUGUUGGAGACUUAGAAACAAACCCUGAUAUAAUUAAAAAUGAGAUACAAGAUCUGGUUAAUAACAUGAGUAAUGCUACAACAAAAAAUUUGGAACAUUUAAAUGAUGAAGUUACUACACGUCAAAUCGAAACGACAACAAUUUCGUUGCCAACCGAAAGUAUCACUCAAAACACACCGUCAACUGUAAUUAUUCAAAAUUCUACCUCACAAACAAGCACUGAAAAUUACAUAGUUGAAUCAACCCCUGCAGAUAAUAACUCGGAAAAUAAUACAAUGACAGUUAUAGAUAAUUUGACGACGGAGAAAACGUCAUCAGAUGUUGUGUUUAUUCCAGUUAAUCUUGAUGAUAUUCAAUCGAAUCCCGUGAUUGCUAAUGAAAUGAGAGACAUUAUAAAUUAUAUGAACCAUUUGCACCCAAACAAGAACAACUCUACCACUGAGACAACGCAUAUGGAAGAUAUAACGACUGAAAAAUUGUUACCACAAUCUACAAAUGAAGUCACUACAGAAAGUACAACAAUACAAUAUGUUACAACUGAAUCAGCGACAACUGAACAUGUAGUGUCUGCUGAAACUUCAACUCCAAUACGCGAAGAAGCAGUUACAACAGUGAGCCAUCCAGAAACUGAAGUAAAAAUUGAUACCACUACGAAGCCUAAUGAAAUUCCUUCGACGUCGCCAAAAAGUGAUAAAACUACUGAAAAUUCACAUGACAUAGUUUAUAUACCUGUAGACCUCGAUGAACUGAAAUCACACCCAAACUUAAUAGUUGAUGAGGUAAAAGAUUUAGUAAAUCACAUGAACGGAGAAAACGAAGGCAAUUCUACAGAGGCUCGUGAUCAUGCAAAUACACAUUCAACGACAGCACUUGAAAGCGUUACUGUUACACAAGAAACACCAAAAAACGACGAAGCUGCAGAAAAUAUUGAGAAAAAUGAAGAUAAAAGUAAAAAUCCAGAAGAAGUCUCAACGCCUACGACGACAGCUGAAACCACAGUCCCAACUACGAGUACCGCUGCUUCAAAUGAAAAUGAAGACGACGAUGAUGAUAUUGAUGUCGGCUACAUUAUUAAUAGAAACUUCUGGAAUAAAGUACUUGCCGAUCAGAAACAAGGCAAAACUAAUGAAAUCACAACGGAAAACACAAUAAGGGAUGAUAUUUUGGAUGUUGUUUAUACACUGCCAAAAGAUAAGAAAAAGGUUAUUUUUGCUUUGGUGGUUGCAAUAACGAAGUGCCUUGUAGAAGGUUUACCAACACCUAAACAAGACGCUAGUACCACCGAAAAACCAGCUGAGUCGGACAAGAGCCAAAAGCCGUUACUAGAAAAUAAACCAGGCGAGGAUGUCAUCCUUAUACCCGUUGACCUUAAAGAACUAAAGUCAAAUCCAGAAGAAGUAUACAGUGAAGUUAAAAAGCUAGUGGAUCUGAUGAAGAGUAAAAAAGAUAAGGCAAACAAACCGGACACAACUUCUAGUACUGAAACCUCGCCGACGACACCAGCAAAUAAAAGUAGUUCUGAAAAACCCACAUCUACAUCAGGCUCUAGUAAUACUGAAAACCCUACAACGACUCCUGUAAACAAGGCUAGUACUGACAAACCGGCAACUACACCUGGUAACAAAACGAGUACUGAAAGUCCUACAACAACUCCUGAAAACAAGUCGGGUAAACCCUCCACGACACCUGAUAACAAAACGAGUACUGAAAGCCCUACAACGACUCCUGAAAACAAGGCUGAUAAAUCUUCCACUACACCUAGUAACAAAUCCAGCACUGAAAGCCCGACAACAACUCCUGUAAACAAGGCUAGUACUGACAAACCGACCACUACACCUGGUAAUAAACCAAGUACUGAAAACCCUUCGACUACUCCUGGAAACAAGUCUGAUAAACCCUCCACGACACCUGGUAACAAUACUAGUACCGAUAAUCCUUCCACGACGCCUAAUGGCAAAGCUAGUUCUGAAAAACCAUCCAACAACUCAACUACUGAAAAGCCUUCAAGUACACCAGCAGGUAGUUCCACUGAAAAACCAUCAUCUAAACCUUCGAACGACGCCAGCACUGAAAAACCCUCGACAACAAAAGAAGCCACUACGCAAAAUCCAACUACUAAACCUGCAAACGUAACCACCACAGAAACACCUUUAACACCAGAAAAAGACACAGCAAAUCCGCAACCUACUAAGAACGCCACAAGCGAAAAUCCAAAAUCAGGAAAUGAUACCACACCGACAACCAAAGCGGCCACCGAAUCCACAACUAAAGAACCAUCUUCUCAACCAACAACCGCGUCAUCUGAAAAACCCGCAACUAAUCCCCAGAACGCUAGCUCAAGUCCAUCCACUAAACCAAAAGACAAAGCUAACACUGAAAAACCGACUUCACCAUCUUCCAAGGACGCUAGCACUACAAACGCCACUACGCAAUCACCGAACGUAAGUACUGAAAACCCUUCAUCAACAAGUGAAGCCAGCACUGAACAGCCAACUCCUUCAAACAACUCCAGCUCCGAAAAACCAAAAUCUAAAAGUAAUGAAAAGCCCUCAGGAAAGGAUAAACCAGAAAAAGAGGAAUCAAAGAAGCCCGAACAUAAACAUGACGCCGCAGCAAAUAAGCCACACAAACAUGGUGAAAGCUCUACCGCCGAGCCUGGAAACGUUAUAAACGAGAACUGCUAUUACUGUAUAAACGAAUAUUUCUUUGACAAACCUAAAAAAUAA
Leptosia nina is the source of this 4719-nucleotide messenger RNA. The record is from the annotation of a GenBank genome assembly. Lineage: Eukaryota; Metazoa; Arthropoda; Insecta; Lepidoptera; Pieridae.